This is a messenger RNA of Macrosiphum euphorbiae (potato aphid), 204 nucleotides long. The record is from the annotation of a GenBank genome assembly. Lineage: Eukaryota; Metazoa; Arthropoda; Insecta; Hemiptera; Aphididae.
AUGGCAAGAGGAAUAGACAAUGGAAAGAACGGAAGAUGGGACACAGAGACUAAUUCAGGACCUAAAGGCAUGGACGAGCUGGAAGAGGACAUGAACCCAGACAACGUGAUCGACGUCAUGCUGAAGAACCAGAGUAACUGGGAAACGGUCAAGAGAUUUGUGAACCAUGUGCAGACCAUCAAAGAGAAGAACGAAAGGUUGUGA